This is a messenger RNA of Liolophura sinensis, 2593 nucleotides long. Its product is annotated as protein amnionless-like. The record is from RefSeq and is a predicted model, not a curated record. NCBI's taxonomy places the organism in Eukaryota, Metazoa, Mollusca, Polyplacophora, Chitonida, Chitonidae. The transcript is spliced from 13 exons. Gene Ontology annotation, cellular component: apical plasma membrane; endocytic vesicle. The coding region runs from base 449 to 2029 and encodes 526 amino acids. Gene Ontology annotation, biological process: intracellular protein localization; receptor-mediated endocytosis.
GCCUCUGGAUUUCCCUGGCCUUCUCAUGUCACCAACAGACAUAUUGGGUGUACGGAGAAUUGAGGGAUCACGUGGGACGGCUAGGUAAUCGGAUUAUAACGACUUUAAAGCUCGUUUAUAAAUUAUAAAAUCAUUUGCAGUCAUAGCCACGGGCAAACCUCAUGUUCAAGCAGAUGAUAUAUGAUAUUCUCCACCUGUUUACAACUGUUACACCAACCCUGAAAUGCUACAUGUAAUUUAAUGAGGAUUAUGUAGUCUACGCGGAUGACACGUCUUGUCUCCGUGAUAAGGUCGUCUGUGGAAUUCCUACCUGAUGUAUACGCCCCCUAGAUAAGACACUCGUUGUAAAUGUGUGUCUAUCAUUCCGCUCCGACAGCAGGGUCGGACACUUUCCUCGUUCAUCUGGUGCUCUGGUUUGUCACAGUCUAACUUUUCGUCGUGUACAGAGAUGGAUAGCGUGCGAUGGAUGGUUUUUGUCACCACUCUAUUAGCCUCUUGCAAUGUCUGUGAAGGGGGUUACAAACAGUGGACAGCAAACACAAACUUUGCCAGUGACAAAAAUUGGGACACUGGACACGCGCCGUGCGGUCCUGUGUCUGUGAGAAUACCGGAACUGGCACCCCAGAUUUAUGUUCAACUUGAUACAACUAUUAAGGAGUUGAUCCUUCCAAACCACGUCGAGUUGAUCCUUGGUGAUGGUUUAAAUCUGGUUUUUAGUGAACAAACGCCGACAAAUUGCCAAAACCCAUCAACUGGAGAUGUAAACUUCAUAGCGACAUCCCCAGAGCCAUGGUUCAAUCCGGAUAACUGGUGUCCCAAAGAUUCGUUGGGAGGCGAAUGUAGCGGCACUGCUCUUCUAGACACAGAACAAGUCCCGUGUAAAUCCGAUGACGUCAUAUUUCCCGACACGAGCUCGUAUUACGUCAAUCUUGACAGUGGUUAUGACAUCACCGUUGGAAGCCUACAAAUGUCUGGUUCGAGUUACACCACUCAAUCUUUCAAAAGUUUUCUGGCCACUGACAUCGGCACACGAACUUUCCCCCCGCCCUCAGGCAAGGCUCAAUCCUCCCUCACAGUUCUUGGCACAGCGCAGAAGUGUAAUGAUGUCACAGGCUGCGCAUGCGGCAACGAUGAUAAAAAGAUCAGUGACAAGAUUUGUGGGUAUAAAUCGUCAAGUUGUGCUCGGCCCUUCUGUGAGAAACCCUUGCGUCCGGUCGGAUCAUGCUGCGAUAUAUGUGGCGCCAUUUUGGAGAUGUCGUACGGCACGGGAUUCAGAUUUACAUUCUUGCGGGAUUCGAUGAAGUCCAGCUUUAUUACUGGAAAGCCCAAUGGUGAGAGCGUAAGUUACAUCAUGUCAAAGCGAGGAGAUGAUAAAAUACAGAUGGUUCUCAGCGACACGGCUGGAAACAACAGUUUACCGUUCGCCAAUGCAAUUAAAAAGGCUAUCGAUGACGACAUAUCCAACGGUGGCGUGAAGUAUGGUAUAACCAGUAUCAGUCUGCAGGUGUCACACGGUGCCUUCAAACCUCCACAAGCGCAUACAGGAAGUCCCCUGGAAGGAGGACAGAUAGCAGGCAUUGUCAUCGGGCUCCUUGUUGUCGUCGCCAUCGUCCUCGUCAUUGCUUUCUUUGUCUAUCGCCGGAGAACAAGCUCGCUGGCGUUUGGGGGUGUGAAUGGUUUCGACGUCUCAGCUAUAACAAAGCUGCCAUCCACUAUUAGAGAUAAGGUCAGGAAGUUUCGCCAGGCUCGGUCUGAUGUUGUCCCUUCCAUGCGAUUCAGCGAUAUAUCCUCUGAGCAUGUGCAGGGGAUAGAUAACCCAAUGUACGGUACCGGGCAGGUUGGCACGGUGGUGGAGAUGCCUCGGAUCCAGUCCUAUGAUGAAACGGACCAACCCAGUGUGCCGUCAGGAGAUAAGGGCUUUGACAACCCUCUCUAUGACUCAGUCCAAGAGUCCGCAUUUUUCGCCGAUCCAUCUAUUCACAUUAACCCAACGUUCUCGACCGAGGGCCUGGAUCAGGACAACAUGUAAGAGUCAGCCGGCAGUGAGAUGUGGACAUCCAAGGAGCGGCAGGCUAUACUUAAAAUAUAUGGCGUUUGCGGAAAAAAAUACACAAGUAGAGCUUUCUGUAUCUGUGAUAUUAUAUUAUGAUAUUGUUCACUGGACGUACACACUGUUAGGAUUUAAAAUUUAGAUAAAAUUGAAUUAAAUUUUGGAAAUCUUGUAUUUAGGUAGAAACAUACUCCAUUAGCAUAUGGAAAGGUAUGGUUUAUACACACAUUAUCUAACAAAUAAAUUUGGGAAUAUUUGUAAUGAGGAUGAUCAAAACCAGACAUUCACGUCAUGUGAGACAAUGAGAAUGAUCAAAAAACUAGACAUUCACUUUAACUGUAAAACAAUGGCACAGGUUGCUUAUUAUGGGUUAUGUUUAUGGGAAAUGAAAGCCUUUGGGCAUGCUUUAAAAAAUCGGUACGAUGGGGGACAUAAUGCUCGUGGCGGAGACUGGAAAUUAAGCUUAAUUUUAAGUGUUGUAUACCCUUCACAAUGUGUUGCUUGUAUUUCCCUCUUGUAUUUCAAAAUUUAAUAAACCAUUGC